Molecule: messenger RNA, 2512 nt
Organism: Rhododendron vialii
Lineage: Eukaryota; Viridiplantae; Streptophyta; Magnoliopsida; Ericales; Ericaceae
Product: plant-specific TFIIB-related protein PTF2-like
Exons: 2
Coding region: 662-2260 (532 amino acids)
Biological process (GO): transcription by RNA polymerase III; DNA-templated transcription initiation; transcription preinitiation complex assembly
Cellular component (GO): nucleus; transcription preinitiation complex; transcription factor TFIIIB complex
Molecular function (GO): RNA polymerase III type 3 promoter sequence-specific DNA binding; RNA polymerase III general transcription initiation factor activity
Source: RefSeq, a predicted model, not a curated record
AGACUCGUUCAUCUGUAGAGUGAGAGAGAGAGAGAGAGAGACAGAGGGAGCGCGAGAGGGAGGAGGACGCUGACGACCAGACCAACACCACCACCGCGUCCGCCACCGGCGACCGCCACCACCAUCGGCGACCUUCCCUCCACCGAACGCCACCAACACCAGUGGCGAUUUUCGCCUUCGCGACUUCCGACGCGACCACGCACAGCCAAGGUGCUGGAAUUGGCCGCAAACACAGCGAGGGACAAUAAGAAAGGACUGUUAUCCACCCUUGGAUCUCCUCAUUUAUGUGGUGGCAGCCCCACAUCAAAAGCCUCACUCAAUUCACAGAGAAAUACUCGUAGCGAAUCUGGAUCCGGUUGGCCCCAAACGGUGUUGCUAUUUUGGGCUGCAAUUUGCAGCGAAGACACCUCACUGCAGGGACACCCAGCGUCCGCAAAUUCCAGCCGCUUCCGGAGAUUGUUCGAUCAUCGAUGGAUUCCGUCUGCCAAUUUGGAAAAAACCUGUAGAUUUUCACAGAUGCGCUCGAGCGCGAACAAAACCCUAGGACGACCAUGUGAUCUCUCUCUCUUCCCAAAUCUGGAUGCAUUAAAGUCUAAAGAGUACAUGCGUAUUACAUCUGCGUAAACAAACCAACCAAACACGUCAGCUUUAGGGCUUGGCUAUGGCGAGUUCUCGCCCCUGUUCGAGCUGUGGCGAGAGAUCCCUCGCCAACGACGACGACGGCAACUCCUUCUGCGCCUCGUGCGGCGCCGUCCAGGACUUCGACAACUUCCAGCACAGCUUGGGCGGGAUCAGCGGCCCCACCGGCACCUUCGUCCACACCGGCACCGCAGGCUCCGGCAGCACCUUUAACUACAAAGAGACCAAAAUAUAUUACGCCAAACAAAACAUCGAACGCAUCACCUCGUUAUUUGACUUUUCCCCCUCAAAGAAAGACGAGGUCAGGGUUAUGGUAGAGACCGUUACCAAGGGGGAGUACGGGCAGGGGGAUUGGUUUCCGGUUCUCAUAGGCGCGUGCACGUACGUUGUGAUGAGAAGAGAUAACAAGUCGUUGGCCCUAGUGGAGGUCGGGGAUAAGAUAGGUUGCGAUGUUCACGAGCUGGGUCGGAUGGUUAGUCGGGUUGUUCAGUUUAUGCAGUUGAAGUUGCCGGAGUUUGACAUUGUGGAUUCGUUUCAACGGGCGGUCCGGACUUGUUUUGUUUCGUUGGAUAAUGUGGAUAAGGUUGGGAGGAUGUUGAAGCAGGGGAUUUUCUUGGUCCAGUGUAUGGUGAAGUGGUACUUGACCACGGGGCGGAGACCGCUUCCGGUGGUCGUGGCUGUGUUGGUUUUCGUUGCUCAGUUGAAUGCAGUUGAUGUUUGGAUUGAGGAUGUGGCAAUGGAGUUACAUGUGGCGGUUGUUACGUGCAAGCUGCGGUAUAAGGAGCUUUUAGAGAGUCUGGUGAAGGUUGCGCAAGUAUUGCCUUGGGGAAAAGAUAUUACAGUUAAGAACAUCGUUAAGAAUGCAUCGUUUGUGUUGGAAUACAUGGAAUUGAAGUCAAUGUCCAAGCGUGGCGAGAAGAGGAAGGUUGUAGAUCAUGUUGGGUUUGAUAUGGAUGAUUUGGUUAGAAGCUGUUUGAGCGAAGAAGCGGAAUAUGGGCUUGAUAAUCAUGGCGUGGAAAAUGAUUCUCAAUAUUUCAAUGUGCAAGAUAAGUGUUCUUCCCCAAGAGGGACUAGAGAUGAUUUGGAGACGCUCAAGAUAUCACAUGAGUGCUUGUCAAUGAUGUUUUCAGAAUAUUCAAACAAAAUUUCUAAUACCGAUUAUCUUGAAGAAUGUGGAUGCAAAAAUAGAAUGAAAAAAGGGAGAGGGUUCGAUCUUUUAGAUUGUAGGGAGUGGUGGAAAGGAAAUUCAGAACUGAGCAGAAAGCUUUUGCUCAAGAAAAUACUGGAAAAAGAUGUGGGAUUAGUUGCAAUGCCACCAUCUUUUGUUGCUGGAUGCUUGGCAUAUCAGAGGAGGAGAGAGAAGAUAAAGGCUGCUAAGCUACGUAUUAAUAAGAUUAUGGGCCCGCAAAAUGGUGAUUCAGGUGACAAUGGUAACCUUUGCAUAUCGGACGGCGUGAUUGUUGGAAAGAAGCGAAGAAGGAGAAUGAAGGUUUAUGUUGAUUGGGAAGACUUAAUUAUUGAGACCCUUCUCCUUCAUCAGGUGCACGAGGAGGAAAUAGAGAAGGGGCAUUACAAUACCUUACUGGAUUUGUAUGUAUUUAAUUCUGGGAGUAUGGGAUAGGCUUCAGCAUGGAGUAAAAGUAGCAAGAAUUUAAUAGGCUUCAGCAUGGAGUAAAAGUAGCAAGAAUUUACUAAACCACAUCAGUCACCUCACAAAUUGGAGACAUUUUCUGCAGAUAAUUUUUGUGUACUCUAUCCUGCAAGAUGACAGUCAAUUUGGUUACUCGUUUCUGUAAAUUUCUGGAUGGUAACCUAUUUUUGGUUAUAGAAGUGGUACUUUCCUAUUUAUAUAAAAAUUGAAUUUGUUCUGGAU